UUAUUGCUGGAUUACUUUCGCCUUUACUUUCCACAUCAGUUCCUUUUCCCUUGGCAUUUCUCUAACUUUUCAUAUCCAUUCUGCCUGACCUUCCUGUCACUUGCUAUAACAUCUAUUACCACGAUUCUCUUAAAAAUGCGUCGUAUUAAUUUACAAGCAUUGCUGCAUACAAAUGAAACAUACGAAUCGUACCUUAAACGUCGAUUAGCAAAUGUAAUGACAAAUUACUGUGAGCAACAAAUAAAUGAAUGCCCAGCAACAACGAUUCGUCUUGAUAAGGUAAUAAUAACGAAUAAAAAUUCAUUAAUUAGUAGAAAAAGAAUGGAUAAUGAUGACGAAAAAAAAGAAAUUCUUAAACAACUUCUUGAACAGCAACGACAAACUAAUUUUGAAAGAAUCUUUACUCAGGCAAAUAUCGUUAUCCUCAACGUUACAACAGAUUUCGAUCGUUCAACAACAAUCGCUUUCGUUAUCUUACGACAAACCAAUAGUGAUAAUAAUAAUAAUCAUAACUUAUCGAAAACCUUUAAUUCAAAUGACCUAAUUGAUGCAGUCAAAGUGAAAUAUGUUUUGUCAGCACAAGUACCAUCGUUAUCACGAGUUCUUGGUGGCGUACGAAUUGAACGAAUUGCUAUUGAAACGAUACGAAAUGACAAUAUUCGUACUUCCUCGUCUUCGCCAACUAUGAAUACUAAUAACAAUUCGAAAUUAUACAUUAUUUUAGGAGCAACGGCUGCUUUUCUUCUUACCACCUAUAUUAUUGCAGCAAUUAAAGUUUGCAGGUUUGUUUUUUUUCUUCCUCUUCUAUAUUGUUCACUAUUUCUAAUUUGGUUCCCUCCAAUGACUAUUAGUACAUUAGUAGAAAUAAGGCAAUUUUUUAGCAUACAAUACUUAGGUCUAGGCUUAGGUCCAAACAUAGGCCUAGCACCCAGGCGCUUUACUAUUAAUGUUUUUUUUCCAUUUUAA
Dracunculus medinensis (Guinea worm) is the source of this 966-nucleotide messenger RNA. Lineage: Eukaryota; Metazoa; Nematoda; Chromadorea; Rhabditida; Dracunculidae. The record is from the annotation of a GenBank genome assembly.